AUGAAAGAUCAGGAACAACAAUCAUGUGAAACCCAACAGAAAGUUAAAAAGAAAAAAUUAAUUAAAUCAUGUCUAUAUUGUAGAAAAAGAAAAUUGAAAUGUGACCGAAAAUUACCCAUGUGCAGUUCAUGUAGUUCAAGAAAUAUAAGUGAAUGUUUAUAUUUAAAUGCUCACGGCGAAAUAAUUAAUUAUUCAGAUUUAAUUAUCUCAGAUCAAAGUGGGAAAAUACAACAUAAUUGCAGCAAUCAUAAUCCCAGCAAUGUCACCACACUAGUCCCUAAUAACAAAAAUCACCAAAAAAGUGCACCAAAUUUGACAACUACCGAUCCGAUACCUGAGAAUCCCUUAUUACGUGCCGAGUUUGGCGUUAAUAAGCAAAAUAGAAUCAUUUACUUUGGUCCAACCUCCAUCAGAUGUAUCUUCAUCCAAAAACAGAAUAACAACAGCAUACCUUAUUUGGUUAAAAUGUUUAAAGAAUUUAAAAGAUUUAGAAAAAAAGAAAAAAUAUGUUCGAAUUUUACCAAUUUAACAGAACUAAGUUCUAUUAAUGCCCCCUACGAGUACGAUGAAUAUAUAAUAAGAAAUCGUAGUUUAAACACAAUUAUUUCCACCAUUGUUAAAAUAUUACCAGAUUCAUUCACAUUUAUAGAAAAUAUCAAGUUUUCCUUCAAAACUAUCCUACAAAACUACUUCCAAAUAUUAGAUAAAAAUAUUGUCAUGAGCUACAUUUCAAAAUAUGUUGAGAUCGACAAGGACAAAGGAAAGAUUGUGGAUUUAAAGUAUAUGGAUAAAAUGAACUAUUACCCCAUUGGCAUUCUGCUAUUACUAUUUUCCUUUGUAUAUUAUGAUAGUGGUGUUCCAUUGCCAAUCAUUCACUUUUUUAUUCUGCUAGAAGGUAGUUCUACAAGUAAGUCUUUGUCCAUUGAAAAAACUCAAUUUUUACUACUCAAGUUGAUUUAUAGAUUUUUUAAUGGAAUGACUGGCGGUGAUUUCAGCCAUAUGGAGCUUUCGGUCGGUAAUUUAUGUAACACCUGUAUUGCUUUGGGUUUCCAUAGAGAUUUUUCUAAAAUUUACUCCACCAAAAUAUUGGAAAAAAUUGGUGGGAUUGCGAUUGUGGAAAAUAUUUGGUAUUGGUGUUUAUAUUUCGAUGCUAUUACCAGUUUUGAAAUUGGUAAACCCUUAUUAAUUUCAAUUAAUACAUAUUUUAAUGAAGAUUUGUUACUUUCAUCACAAACACAUGGCAACAAACCGAGAUUUGUCCUUUUGAAAAAAUUUAUUCAUCUAUGCAGAUCGAUUAUGACAGAUGUGUUAAAACCCACGGGUAUUCCAGAUUUAGCAGGACAUACACUAAAAAUAUGGCAUUUCAUACAAAAUAACUUUCAGCUUUUAGUUAACUAUAUUGAUGAAAGAUAUUCCUUAAAGAUAGACCUAUUUGAUUAUUUAUUGUUGAAUCAUCUGGUGAAGAAAUAUAUAACUUUGGCAUUUUUGGAUAGGGUUUGUUUACAUAACAAUUCGUUAGAAGUAGAAAAUGAUAUUCUUAGGGCCUCUAUUAUAGGUAUGUUAUUGAGUAAAUGUCUAAUAAACAUAUGUGUUGUACAGGAAAAUAUUGAAAAAUUGUACAGGCCACUUGCUGCUAAAAAUAAAUUGUAUUUAUUGUACGGAUUAAGUAUAGAUUCCCUGUUAUACAUUAGAGUCACGUUACUGUUUGUCAUAUUAAGUGAAAAAUGUGAGCAAAACAAAUUGAACAAUAUUACUUUUAUUGAUGAUAAAGUAGUGGAAGAGGAAUUAUCAACAUUUAAAUUGGAUCGUUUAAAAGACGAUAAAUAUAAGUCCAUGCCGAUAUCCUCGAGAACCAUAUUUAGUAUAAUGUAUUAUUUGAUCGAAAAAAAUAGAAUUCUUCAAACUGAAGUUUGUCAACAACUAUCGAAAUACUAUCUGCAUUUUAUCAUGCACAAGGCUUUUGAGAAAAUGACUAGAACCUUUUUCAGCAAUUAUUAUCCAGAACUAAAUCCUAUUUAUAGAAUGAGGAUGUUUGAUGACGAACAUGAAACUGUCAUUCGAAGCAACCAUUCCGCCGUUAAAACGGGUCAUAAUGAUGAUUCCACAGCUUUUAACGAUAAAUCUUUUGUUAUUAAGAAAAAAUCCGAUCCCAAUAAUUCAGGACAGAGUGCAACAAGUCCUACACCAUGUAUGUUGUCUGAUUAUAAUGUAAACGUUGACAAACAAUAUACUAUUAAAAAUAAUGAUGUUAUUAAAAGUAGAGACGUGAAUUACAAUGCGCUUAUCACUGGCACAAGCAUUAUCAAUAGAAAUAAUUACAAUCAAAGCCGACUAUUGGACAAUGAAAUUUACAAAUAUUUCCAUUGUAGCGAAACUGAAUUUUUUCAGUUAUUGAAUGAUGACUUGGAAAAUAUUGUUCCAACAUGA
This is a messenger RNA of Saccharomycodes ludwigii, 2427 nucleotides long. RefSeq names its product Zn(II)2Cys6 transcription factor. Gene Ontology annotation, molecular function: DNA-binding transcription factor activity, RNA polymerase II-specific; zinc ion binding. The coding region runs from base 1 to 2427 and encodes 808 amino acids. Lineage: Eukaryota; Fungi; Ascomycota; Saccharomycetes; Saccharomycodales; Saccharomycodaceae. Gene Ontology annotation, biological process: regulation of DNA-templated transcription. The transcript has a single exon. The record is from RefSeq and is a predicted model, not a curated record.